Messenger RNA from Ceratina calcarata, 2930 nucleotides. RefSeq names its product brummer (gene bmm). NCBI's taxonomy places the organism in Eukaryota, Metazoa, Arthropoda, Insecta, Hymenoptera, Apidae. The transcript has 13 exons. The record is from RefSeq and is a predicted model, not a curated record. Gene Ontology annotation, molecular function: triacylglycerol lipase activity. The coding region runs from base 217 to 2067 and encodes 616 amino acids. Gene Ontology annotation, cellular component: lipid droplet; membrane; cytoplasm. Gene Ontology annotation, biological process: triglyceride catabolic process; lipid homeostasis.
GUAUUUUUUUCAAUCGCUCGAGCUCGAGAUUAAACUGACGAGUUUCGAGAGAGCGUCGUCACAUCAAAGUGCUACUGCUAUUGCUAUCGAUAGUACCGUGUUGGACGUCGGGCGGUAAAUACGUCGUUCGAAGCGGCCGUUUAACGAGUGACGUUCAUAUGAUCACGGUGACCCACGGGGAUUUCGUUCGUUCAGAUAAACGACGACGGCCAAGAGAUGAAUUUAUCGUUUGCUGGCUGCGGCUUCCUGGGUAUUUACCAUGUCGGCGUGGCCGUGUGCUUCAAGAAAUACGCGCCGCACUUGCUGUUGGAUAAGAUUAGCGGCGCAUCGGCUGGUGCUAUCGCCGCGUGUUGUCUCCUCUGCGACAUGCCCCUCGGGGAGAUCACGAGCAAUGUGUUACGCGUCGCACGUGAGGCACGGCAAGGAACGCUUGGACCAUUCAGCCCAUCCUUUAACUGCCAGGACGUACUGUUAGAAAGUUUGCAAAAGUUUUUACCUAAUGACGCUCAUAUUCGUGUAAGCGGUAAACUUCACGUUUCCCUGACGAGAGUAUACGAUGGGAAGAAUGUAAUCGUUUCCCAGUUUUCUUCCAGAGAAGAUUUACUACAGGCAUUAUUGGCCAGUGCCUUUAUUCCAAUUUUCUCUGGCCUAUUCCCACCAAGGUUUCAUGGCGUUAGAUACAUGGACGGUGGAUUCAGCGACAAUCUUCCCACGUUAGAUGAAAAUACGAUUACUGUUAGCCCCUUCUGCGGGGAAAGCGACAUUUGCCCUAGAGACGUUUCCUCUCAACUCUUCCAUGUAAAUUUCGCAAACACGAGUAUUGAACUUUCGAGACAAAAUAUUUAUAGAUUCGCGAGGAUACUUUUCCCACCGAAUCCAGAGAUGCUUUCAAAUAUGUGCAAACAAGGAUUCGACGAUGCAUUGAGAUUCCUUCAUCGUAACAAUUUACUUAAUUGUACUCGAUGCUUGGCAGUACAGUCGACAUUUGUAGUCUCAGAGACUCUAGACGAUAACAUGGAGUACGACCCCGAGUGCUUAGAGUGUAAAAUGCACAGACAGGAAGCAUUAGUGUCGAAUUUACCUGAAACGGUGAUGACUAUAUUCCAAGAUGCGAUCGACUCUGCGAAUAAGGGACUCAUCAAUUGGUUGUUCAAACAUAAAAGCGUAAAGCUGUUGUCAUUACUUAGUUUACCGUGUAUACUGCCGGCAGACGUGAUUUACGCGGCGUUUACCAAUUACGUUGGUAACAACGUAGAAAAACGCAUCGUGGAGUACAAAGUAGUUGGCAAUAUACUUCGUACAUCUCCUCCGACUUCUUGUACUAGACAUACGAGCCCGUCCCGAUAUAUUUGCAACGUUCCGAAAUUGCUACAGAAUCUGUUAGAAUUAAGAAAAUACUUCGUGGAUCAAUUAAGCAUGCUGUUUCCGAAAAUUAACAUUUAUUAUGGAAAGGUCCCGCAAACUAUCAAAUGCCAGUUAGCCAUUACGGAAUACGGAUCGAAUAUUUACGACAUGGAAGCAGCUGAGAAGACUGAUCAUUUAUAUAAAAAUCAGAAGAAUCUAAACUUAACUUUACAAUAUAACGAACUACAACCUUGGAGAGAUCACAAUAAUACGUCGAAUUGCGUAAUAAACAUGACCGAUCUUACGAAUGUUGAUAGUACAUUGGAUAAUAUCCUGCAGGUAACAUCCGAUCAAGACGCUGUGAUGGCGUAUUACUACAUGGAUGACAACAACAAAGUCCAAGUAACGGAAAUAUUCGAUGUCACGGACACCGAUUCGCACGCGAUGCUAUCUGUAGAUGAAGUUGAAAAUAAUAGCAAAUUACACUACGAUGAAUGGGAUGAACCUACGUGGCUGUCUCAACACACGAUUAACGAUGUUGUAACAGAAUCUCUGUACACUGAUGGGACUCAGCAGGGUAUGGAGAAUCUAUCGGAAAUAUCUCUGGAAGACGAUACCUCGGGAUCGUUGAACACAUUUUCCGAUCCGGAGAGCGAAUGGGACAUAAGUAAACAUGUAUCGACGAAAACUAGAGAGCCACCAUAUUCUCGGAAAGUGAAUUAAAAAGAAGUACAGACUUCGUUUUCUAAUAGUUGAAAGCGAGUGUGAGCGUCGAGUUAAUUAAUUAGUAAGUCCAACGGGACUACCGAGUAUGCGCCGACGAUAUUGACGCUACCGAGUCACUCCCGAUGCUCAAUAUUAAGAAAUUUUUGUAAUGUUAAAAAAAAGUUCGUCGCGAUUCGUAACCUGUAGUAUGUGCUGAUAAGCGAGAGAUACAGUACAAACGGCAUGAUAAAAGUGAUAUGAAAAAAGUAUCUUCGACAGGGCAUACGUAGUAUUUUAUUAUAAAUACGAUUCUCUGAGGAAGAGUUAUUAUUAAUCAAUCGUUGUUACUAAAUACUUGCGAGUCGAGUAUAGGUAGAUUUUCAAAGAAGAGACUGAUUAGAAUUGAAAAUGCACAUAAAAGACAUUUGUCCCUGCUCUAAUUUCUUACGAUAACUUUUGUAUGAAAAUUGAACAAGUCGUUGUCUCGUUUCAACGUUACAAUUAAAGCGUUCCUAUAAAGGGACGGAGAAUUUUGCAGUAAGUUCGCGAAAUAUAAUACAAUCGUUAUUUAAGUUAAUCGUCAAUUAGAGUGGAGGAAACAAUAGGCUUUGACUGCAUACAGCUGGAACUGAAUGCCGAUUCAAGUUUUUUAUCGUUCUUCAUUGACUUGAUCAAUGUUGGUGAUGACUAGCGAUGGUCGAAGGAUCGAUUAUUUUUUUUAGGUAUCAGUCAGUAAACUAAAUAAUAUGACAGUUUCUAAACGUUAAUUGCAAACGGAGCACAAUUUAUGUAUUUAAUUAAUUUUAUACUAAAUUAUGUUAAAAAUAAUGUAGUGGAAGAAAGUCAUAGAUAGUAAAUAUUGCUUAUUGAAGAUAUAUUUA